Molecule: messenger RNA, 2256 nt
Organism: Exophiala spinifera
Lineage: Eukaryota; Fungi; Ascomycota; Eurotiomycetes; Chaetothyriales; Herpotrichiellaceae
Exons: 2
Coding region: 1-2256 (751 amino acids)
Biological process (GO): tRNA processing
Molecular function (GO): metal ion binding; RNA binding; flavin adenine dinucleotide binding
Source: RefSeq, a predicted model, not a curated record
AUGACCGACGUCUCUCCAGCGACAGAGCAGCCAUCUGCUGAUAAGAGUUCCAACCCUCUUGGUACUCCACACCCAGACUCGGCUCCUACAACCGAGGCGUCUUCAACUUCAGUUAAGCGCAAAGUUGACGAUUUAGGUCCGAUGGAAGCAAAGUUAGAUGCUAGAGAUGACAAACGACGCAAAGGGACAGCACCAAUCAAGGAAGAGUAUCUUGUAAAGUCAAACGAUGGUGUCGAACCAAGACCUCCUCAAGACGAAGCUGAUGAUGAUGCUGCCGAGGCCUUUCACCACAAAGACAGGCAGACAGGCGGCCACAAUGCCAAAUCCAAACGUCGCGAGAAGAAGACUGGCCAAAACAAGGCCCGAGACUUCGGCAGCUCCAGGGACGAAGUAGGGCUCUGCACCUCCCGCGCACACAGACCUGAAUUUUCUCCAGAAGAUUGCAAAUACGGAGACAAGUGCAAAUUCGAACAUGACCUGCGGAAGUACCUGGAGCAUAAGCGGCAGGAUUUGACCACUUUCAACGGUGUUUGUCCUGUAUGGCAGACGAAGGGAAGGUGUCCCGUCGGGUGGAAGUGCCGUUUCGUGGGGUCUCAUUCAAAGGAGGUCGAACAUGACGACGGACGACGAGAACUAGUCCUGCUGCAGGACGAGUCACGAAUGGCCGAAUACGCUGCAACGUCAGUAGAAGAAGAGGGAGCGGGAGUGGCCAACGCCAUCGGUGUACAGCAACGAUUUGAUCUCACCAAGCGAAAGGUUGGAACGCCCAAGUCCGAUCAGGUCUUGAAGUGGCUCGAUGCUCAAGCUCAAGCUCAAGCUCAGGGGCAGAAGCAGCGGGUCGAUGGUGGUCGACCGGAUCGGAGCCAUCGCAACUCUUCCUCUCCCGAACCCGACCCAGAACAAGGCACCGUGAACGGUCACAGGAAGCUAGAUUCACGUGCUACAUUCGUCGAUCCUCCUCUUCGACCUUCCGAGAAGCGCAGAUUGUACUUUGGAGCCGAGACGCCUGUCCUCGCUCCUCUGACAACGCAGGGAAACCUCCCCUUUCGGCGGCUAUGUACCUCUUUUGGAGCCACCUUCACGUAUUCAGAAAUGGCAAUGUCGUUGCCUCUGAUUCAAGGUCAAAAGUCCGAGUGGGCACUGAUCAAAGCCCACGAAUCCGAAGUGCAGCCACCGACCUUUUCUCUCAAGGGUGGAAAGAACAUUGUCUAUGACUAUGAUCAAAGCAAAGAUCUCUGCUUCGGUGCCCAGAUCGCAGCAAACAAGCCAUGGCUUGCAAUCAAAGCUACCGAAAUAUUGACAACUCUCCUUCCAAAGGGCCUCCGUGUGGUUGACCUCAACGUGGGUUGCCCCAUCGACUUGGUUUUUCGCGAUGGCGCCGGCUCAGCACUCAUGGACACGGCGCCCAAGUUGGAAAAAAUGCUUCGAGGGAUGAACCUCGUGUCCGGUGAGACCCCUGUCACCGUCAAGAUUCGUACGGGUACAAAAGACAAGCAUCCCACGGCGCAAAAGCUGGUGGAGAGACUUGUCCUAGGUGCGGGUCAGACUGCGGGCCACCCUUGCGGAGUAGCGGCGAUCACUCUUCACGGUAGAACAAGACAGCAAAGAUAUACCCGUUCGGCGGAUUGGGACUACAUCGCAGAGACGGCGACCCUCAUCCAGAAUUUCAACGAGAAAGCAGACAGCGUAGCGGACACGAUUCAUGAACCGGACGAGCGAGAUAUGCCGAACGGCCACAAAGGUUCGAAACAUGGCAAGGUAUUCUUUGUCGGAAAUGGGGACGUUUACUCUCAUGAACAUUAUUACGACCAUAUUGAACACGCAAAGGUCGAUGGUGUGAUGGCUGCCAGAGGAGCUCUGAUCAAGCCGUGGCUUUUCGAAGAAAUCGCGGCGGGCCAGUAUAUAGACAAGUCUUCAUCGGAACGACUUCAAAUCAUCGAGAAAUUCUGCCGGUAUGGUCUGGAGGCAUGGGGAAGUGACGAGAUCGGAGUCGGACAGACUCGAAGGUUUCUGCUCGAAUGGCUCAGUUUUGCUUGCCGCUAUGUCCCCGUCGGGUUGCUUGAGUAUCUGCCUCCGAACAUCCAGCACCGACCCCCUCGAUACAAGGGAAGAGACGAGCUGGAGACCCUAAUGGCUAGCGACAACUACUUGGACUGGAUCAAACUCAGCGAGAUGUUCCUCGGUCCUGCCCACAAGGAUUUCCAGUUCGUGCCGAAGCACAAGUCCAACGCAUACGAAAUGCAGGCGGAAGGAUGA